Lecanosticta acicola is the source of this 1773-nucleotide messenger RNA. Lineage: Eukaryota; Fungi; Ascomycota; Dothideomycetes; Mycosphaerellales; Mycosphaerellaceae. The record is from the annotation of a GenBank genome assembly.
AUGGUCUCUCAUAGCGCCUCGCAGCGCUAUCUGAGCACACGCGGAGGCUCUUACGACGUAUGUCCCCCUCCAGCAACCACGGACGCAGGAGCUCACGCUGAGACAAGGAAUUCAUGUAGCUCUCCUUCGAAGACGUCGUGCUCAAAGGUCUCGCCAACGAUGGCGGCUUAUUCAUCCCCGAAGACAUUCCCGCUCUUCCUACCGACUUCCUCUCCAAAUGGCGCAACUACUCCUUCCAAGACCUUGCCUACGAGAUCUUCUCCCUAUACGUCAGUCCCGAGGAAAUCCCCGCCGCCGAUUUGAAGGACAUCAUCCAUCAAUCAUACGCCCCGUUCCGCGCAGACGAGAUCACGCCCUUGGUCACGCUGAAUGAACAGAAGAAAGUCCAUCUGUUGGAGCUGUUCCACGGACCAACCUUCGCAUUCAAGGAUGUCGCAUUGCAGUUUGUGGGCAACUUAUUCGAAUACUUCCUUGUGAGGAGAAAUCAGGGCAAAGAAGGCAAGCACAGGGAGCAUCUGACAGUCAUUGGAGCGACAAGCGGGGACACAGGAUCUGCGGCCAUCUACGGUUUGCGAGGGAAGAAGGAUGUCUCCGUCUUUAUUAUGUACCCCAAGGGUAAAGUGAGCCCGAUUCAGGAGGCACAGAUGACGACCGUGACAGACACAAAUGUGCACAAUCUUGCAGUUGCAGGUACCUUUGACGACUGCCAGGUAAGGCGAUUUGGCCCGGAACGCACUGCCUUUGGCUGACAUCCCGGGAUAGGACAUCCUCAAGACACUCUUCGCGGACAAAGAAAUCAAUCAGACACUUCGUCUGGCCGCAGUGAACAGCAUCAACUGGGCUCGUAUCCUUGCGCAAAUCACAUACUACUUCCACUCCUACUUCUCCCUCGCCCGCAUGACAGGCGAAGAAAAGCCAAUCGCUCGGUUUGUGGUUCCCACAGGCAACUUCGGCGACAUUCUCGCAGGCUACUUUGCUACUCGUAUGGGUCUACCCGCUGAUAAGCUGGUUAUUGCAACAAACGAAAAUGACAUUUUGCAUCGCUUCUGGAAGUCUGGAAACUAUGAGAAGCAGGAAAAGCAUGGAGAAGAUGCCAAGGGUGGCUUUGCAGAUGACGGCGCUAAGGCAGACCCCAGCGGUGUCAAGCAGACCUAUGCGCCAGCAAUGGAUAUUCUGGUUAGCUCAAAUUUUGAGCGACUGCUUUGGUAUCUGGCUUUCCGGACCAGCGACAUUGAGGAGACAAAUCACAGACGAAUGGAAGCCGGAGAGAAGGUUAAGGGCUGGCUCGAGCAGCUCAAGGAGGAAGGCGGUUUCAGUGUUAGCAAGGAAAUUCUGCAAGCUGCCAAGGAGAACUUUGAGAGUGAGCGGGUGAGCGACCAGCAAACCAUUGACACCAUCAAGCACAUGUACGGCCAAAGACUGCCGUCAACGAAGCAGUCUAACGGCAAGCCCGCGACCUCGGGAACUGAACACGACGGCCACUAUAUCCUUGAUCCACACUCCGCCAUUGGACUUGCGGCCACUUUACGAUCCGUGGAGGGAAGUACAGCGCAUCACAUCUCCCUCGCGACAGCGCAUCCCGCCAAAUUCUCACAUGCAGUUCAAUUAGCGCUGGGGGAUCAGCCGGGCUUCUCGUUUGACACUGUGCUCCCAGAGCAAUUCGUUGGCUUGGAGGAGCUUCCAAAGCGGAUAACGGACAGCAAGGCAGAGUGGCAACAAGUGCGGGAGAUUGUAGUCAAAGAAGUCAACGAUGAGUUGAAAGGACAGCGGUAG